AUGGAGGAUAUGCGGAAGAAUGGUAAGGCUAAGAAAUUAGGUGAAGGUACAUACGCUGUAGUUUUCCUCGGUCACCUUCGAGCAGACCCGUCAUCGUUUGUGGCUAUAAAGAAGAUUAAAGUCAAUACGGAAUAUAAAGACGGGCUAUCCAUGGACGCGAUUCGCGAGGUGAAGUAUCUUCAGGAGCUCUCUCAUUCCAAUGUCAUCGCGCUACACGACGUAUUUUCAUCUAAGGACCAGAAUCUCAAUCUGGUUCUAGAGUAUCUGCCACGCGGUGAUCUGGAAAUGCUCAUUAAGGACAGCGACAUACAUUAUGGUGUUGCGGAUGUGAAGGCAUGGAUGGGGAUGCUCACCAGGGGCGUCUGGUUUUGCCACGAGAAUUUCGUUUUGCAUCGAGACAUCAAACCCAACAACCUGCUUAUCGCUUCGGACGGAGAAGUCAAACUGGCUGAUUUUGGUCUGGCUAGAUCAUUUGCCGACCCUUAUCUAAACAUGACGCACCAGGUCAUUACACGAUGGUAUCGGCCACCUGAACUUCUCUAUGGUGCACGCCAGUAUUCCGGUGCCGUCGAUAUCUGGUCUGUAGGAAUGGUCUUUGCGGAGCUCCUCCUACGAGUGCCAUUCGUUGCAGGAAACUCGGAUCUUGACCAAAUCACCAAAAUUUGCGAGGCGUUUGGAACACCAAGCGAAGAAAACUGGCCCGGCGUUUCGAAGUUAGCAAAUUACAUUCCGACAGAUAAGAAUCAACUCGUGCCCGUGCAAGGUCGAGAGUUUUUCCUCAGACAAUUUCCAAUAGCUGGUCCUGUUGGCGCUGACUUGCUUAUGUCCAUGUGCACCUUGGAUCCGAGAAAACGAAGCACUGCGUACCAAGCCCUCCAGCACAGCUGGUGGGCUACGGAGCCAAGUCCAACAAAUAAAGAAGACCUUCCCCGAAAAUCCGGUGGUGCAAAAAAAAUGGGAGACGACUUGACUAGGCGUGGCGGGGAGCUUGAUGACCAGUUCAAGAACACUGCGAGGCAGUUGGAUUUCGGUGCAAUGAAAUGA
This is a messenger RNA of Aspergillus versicolor CBS 583.65, 1044 nucleotides long. It is a transcript of the gene kin28, whose product is annotated as TFIIH complex serine/threonine-protein kinase subunit KIN28. Gene Ontology annotation, biological process: protein phosphorylation; positive regulation of transcription by RNA polymerase II. NCBI's taxonomy places the organism in Eukaryota, Fungi, Ascomycota, Eurotiomycetes, Eurotiales, Aspergillaceae. Gene Ontology annotation, molecular function: RNA polymerase II CTD heptapeptide repeat kinase activity; cyclin-dependent protein serine/threonine kinase activity; ATP binding. The coding region runs from base 1 to 1044 and encodes 347 amino acids. The transcript is spliced from 2 exons. Gene Ontology annotation, cellular component: cytoplasm; transcription factor TFIIK complex; nucleus. The record is from RefSeq and is a predicted model, not a curated record.